AUGUCACCUGCAACCAACUUACUGUGUGCCUCCAGUUCUAUUCUCAUUCGCUUUCUGUCUCACUUUGAGUCAAUACUCCUCCGGGCUCUUCUAUAUGAGUACCUGACUGCAACUUCGCAGGCUAGUGAAGGGACUCCACGCUCUCAGGCUGCCGCGCUAGUUUAUCGUAUAACACUGUGGCACAGCUUGCUUGGCUACACCGCAGGAGAUAUCUGUGACAGAGCUGCCACAACGUGUCCCCCUUCCGCUUCUACUUUCCCCUCUAUUCGCCCCUGGUCCUUGUCAUACUUGACUUCCACGCGUGGUUUGUCUGAUCUGCAAGAGUUGGCAAUUGAUGUUGGAGAUCUUGAGGUUCUAAAAGCCCACUUCACUCCGUAUCGCUCAAUUCCUCAAGAGCUUCUGCCUCGGGAGAUGAGGUAG
This is a messenger RNA of Paracoccidioides brasiliensis Pb18, 420 nucleotides long. RefSeq lists its product as uncharacterized. The record is from RefSeq and is a predicted model, not a curated record. The transcript is spliced from 2 exons. The coding region runs from base 1 to 420 and encodes 139 amino acids.